AUGAACACAGCAGACCCAUUGCUUUCGUGCUCCCUAUCGCAGCAGCUAUUUAUAUACCCGGCAUCGGAGAGCAUGUUCAAGGCAGGCGUGGCCAAGGCCAAGUUCAUGGGGAGCAGCAACGGCGCCCUCAAGCGCGCGGCCAAGGUGCUGCAGCGGAGCUUGUCUUGCUCCAGGAGCGAUCACCUCGGCAGCAGCCUACCGGGUCGAAGCCUGGAACUGCAGGAGGCCGAUGCGGCGGCGGUGCCGCAGGACGUGAAGGAGGGCCAGUUUGCGGUGGUGGCGGUGUGGGACGAGCAGCGCCGGAGGUUCGUGGUCUCACUGCGCUGCCUCUCCAACCCGGUGUUCCUGAGGCUGUUGGAGCUGGCGGAGGAGGAGUUCGGCUUCCGGCAUGAGGGCGCCAUCGCCAUCCCCUGCCGGCCCAGCGAGUUAGAGAGAAUUAUUAGAGAGCUACCACGGUGA
Messenger RNA from Musa acuminata AAA Group (dessert banana), 459 nucleotides. Its product is annotated as auxin-induced protein 6B-like. The transcript has a single exon. Lineage: Eukaryota; Viridiplantae; Streptophyta; Magnoliopsida; Zingiberales; Musaceae. The record is from RefSeq and is a predicted model, not a curated record. Gene Ontology annotation, biological process: response to auxin. Bases 1 to 459 code for a protein of 152 amino acids.